Molecule: messenger RNA, 1128 nt
Organism: Ceratitis capitata (Mediterranean fruit fly)
Lineage: Eukaryota; Metazoa; Arthropoda; Insecta; Diptera; Tephritidae
Product: protein MEMO1
Exons: 7
Coding region: 162-1055 (297 amino acids)
Source: RefSeq, a predicted model, not a curated record
AUAAUUUUCUUAUGUUCACAUUCGACUUGUCAACUCAAUUGAGGAAGUUAUUGCUGUAUAGUAUUUUACAUCGACUGUUAAGUUUUAUUUUUUAUUUUAAUUAAUAAAGUGAUCCUGCAAUUGUAUAUAUUUAAAAUAAAAUAUAACUUGGAGUAAUAAUAAUGUCUACAGUCAGAAGAGCAACCCAUUCUGGAAGCUGGUAUACCAACUUAGGUCCGGAAUUAUCACGUCAACUGGAUCGUUGGUUGAGUGCUGCUGAACUUUCGCAUGGUCCAGCUCGUGCAAUCAUUGCGCCACAUGCCGGCUAUACCUACUGUGGUGCUUGUGGUGCCUUUGCAUAUCGACAAGUCAGUCCUGCCGUUGUCAAGCGAGUUUUCAUAUUGGGUCCAUCGCAUCAUGUACGCUUGAGGGGCUGUGCCCUAUCCACCGCAAAAACAUACAAAACUCCUCUUUAUGAUCUCAAAAUUGAUACUCAAAUCAACGACCAGCUGGAAAAGACUGGAAAUUUUUCUAGGAUGGAUAUGAAAACAGACGAAGAUGAACAUAGUAUCGAAAUGCACUUGCCAUAUAUAGCAAAAGUAAUGGAGGACUUCAAAGAUCAAUUCACGAUCGUGCCAAUUUUAGUCGGUUCCUUGAACCCCGAGCAGGAAGCUUUAUACGGAAAUAUUUUAGCAAGUUAUUUUACUGAUCCACAAAAUCUAUUUGUGAUAUCAUCGGACUUUUGUCACUGGGGUCAUCGCUUUAAUUAUACCCACUACGAUCGAUCUUGCGGCCCAAUUUACGCGUCUAUAGAAAAACUUGACAAGGAUGGUAUGGCCAUAAUUGAGACACUUAAUCCAAAUGCAUUUACUGAAUAUCUGCGAAAGUACAAUAAUACCAUUUGUGGACGUCAUCCAAUAGGUGUCAUGCUUAACGCCGUAAAAGCUUUACAACACCAAGGUUAUAAUAAUAUGAGCUUUAAAUUUCUCAAAUAUGCCCAGAGCAGUCAAUGCAAAGAUGUGGAUAUGGAUUCGAGCGUUAGUUAUGCAUCGGGUUCACUCGUCUUUGAAUCUUAAGAUAAUUUAAAACGAAUGAAAUUAAAAUACGUUAAUAUGCAAAUGUUGGCAUACAUACAAAAAUACGUACCCU